Molecule: messenger RNA, 3144 nt
Organism: Apodemus sylvaticus (European woodmouse)
Lineage: Eukaryota; Metazoa; Chordata; Mammalia; Rodentia; Muridae
Gene: Stard6
Product: StAR related lipid transfer domain containing 6
Exons: 9
Coding region: 334-1035 (233 amino acids)
Molecular function (GO): lipid binding
Source: RefSeq, a predicted model, not a curated record
GGAGUGGGGAGGGUCUCGAGAGCCCCGCGGAAAGUUCAAAGGUCAAAGGGCGUUGAGGGGCGUUAGGUCCCCGUCCUCGGGGGAGGCUGGGACAGGAUAUGAAGUGGGAAGAAUCAAGUUGCAACCAAGUGCUAUGUCAAAAAAGGAUGCUAUUUCAACAAUGGUCUGUUUUCCACUGACCCUAUGGCUGAAGACACCCUUGAUUUUCAUCUGAAUACAUUCUAGUUCAUCCAAUGUUACAUCAUCAGGCUAACAGAUAUGGGGAUCUCCUCUAGGAUUUGGAGAAUAGUAUCAAUGGGCACUAAAAUUCUGGACUAGAGGCGAGAAAGGUAGAUGGACUAUAAGGCAAUUGCCCAACAAACUACUGAACAAGUUUUAGCUUACAAUCAAGACCUAUCUGGCUGGAAACUCGUUAAGUCUUCAAAAAAGAUAACUGUUUCCAGCAAGGCCUCCAAAAUAUUCCACGGACACCUAUACCGUGUUGAAGGAAUAAUUCCAGAAUCAGCAGCUCAUCUCUCUGAUUUCCUCUUCAAACAUGAACACAGAACUUCAUGGGAUAAAUCAUUGAAAGGGUUCAGUUUGCUACACAAGAUUGAUUCGGACACACAUAUAUGCCACACCAUUACACAAAGUUUUGCCAUGGGCUCAAUUUCCCCUAGAGACUUUAUCGACUUAAUACACAUCAAGCACCAUGAAGGGAAUGUGGACAUUAUCAGUACUAAAAGUGUGGAGUUCCCAGGGUAUCCUCCAACUUCACAUUAUAUCCGUGGCUAUAAUCACCCCUCCGGCUACGUAUGUUCCCCUCUGAAGGAAAACCCAGCACAUUCCAAGCUAGUGGUGUUUGUCCAGACAGAAAUGAAAGGAAAAUUGCCUGCAUCAGUAAUUGAAAAGUCUAUGCCUUCCAACUUAGUAAACUUCCUCCUCAAUGUGAAAGAAGGCAUAAAGACAUACAAAGCUCCGCCAGUACGUGCACGCCACAGUACGCACUCAUCUGUACACAAAAAGAAGGAAAGCCUUUCUGCCAUUAAACCCUAGAGAUUUCAGACAGCACAAACUGCUAGGAAGCAUGGUUUGUUAGUGCAGAUCGCUCCUGAGUCAGUGCGGAUAAAGCUGGCAUGCAUCUCUAGGCACCAACCCGGACAGAGUACUUAAAAUAUUUGUCAAAAUAAGAACUUCGCUGUACAAGAAAACUCAUUUAAAUACAGUUUUUAAGCUAACCUAACAUUAAAUGAUGUUCCAUUAAUACACUUUGACCAUCUGAGCAUGCUCUGCAUUUGGAUCAUAAAGAAGGAGAUACAGUCAGUAGGGUCAAUAGUUAGCAUUAAUUAGAGCUUAAGUAGAUAUUCAUCUGGCAGUGAUGACAAGCACCUGUAAGCCCUGCUGAAGCUGCUAAAAUAGGACCAGCACAAUGAGACUGGCCUGAGCGAAUCGGAGAGACCCUAUGUCAAUAAAUAAACAAACCAAACAAGUUAUAAUAUGCAUUUUAAGUUAUUUUUCUUUCACCUACUGCUUAAAUUGAGAAAUAUGGAAAAAGUGAACACAAAAAUUCAAAGAUUUCCACUAGGGUGCUCAGAGUACAGCUUAGUGGUAGGAUAAUUGGCUAACAUUUAAAGGGCCUGGAUUCCAUCUUUAGCACCAGAAAACAGUAAGAGUUCCACUCCAGCAAACAGCCAGGGAUGUUUAUCUGAAGCUCGGUUUCCCCUGGGUAUCAACAAGGAGGAGCAAGGUGGCAGGUCACAGGCUUGGUCACUCUGCUUCUGUCACUGCAAAUCACUGUCCACCGCCACCAGGAAGGGCUCAGCAAGUGAAGACAUGGAGCUGAACUGCCACAUAUAUCUGCCAUCAGGGUCUGUCAGUGCUCUGCUUUCAAAGGAGAUACCACCACCCAGCUCUUACACUAAUUACAGCCGACAGUGACGCUGCCUUCUUAAAGGGACCCUGAAGUGGGAUCCGGGGCCCUUCAGAGAGCAAAAGAUGUGGAAUCAUACCUCAUACUGACAGAGUUAAAGGCACUUCAGCAGAGGACAGACACCUACCUGCCCAACAAAUGAUAUGGAACACGUGGGUAGCAAGAGGCCUUCACCUAAUCAUGGGCCAUUCCUAAUAACCAUCUAUAAUGAUGAACUCACAAUGGAACUUGAAAACAGAGACUGACAUAACACCCUAGAAAAUACCCAUAACCUACAGCUGAGCAGGAUUCUUACAAAGGAAAAGUGAUCACCAAAACUAAGUGUGCAUUGAAUGAGAAAAGACACAGGUGGGGAGAAAUAUUUGCAAAACAUUUGUAAGAUAUUUGCAAAAUAUUUGCAAGAACUCUUACCUAAAAUAUACAAGGAGCUUUCAAAAUGUUUAAUAUAAAAUCAAUCCAGGUAAAAAGUGGGAAUCUGUAAUUAAAAACAAACAAACAAAAAAAAGUUAUGCCACAUUAGGUAAAUUCAAGUAUCAUUCAAGUUGAGGUGUCAGUACACUUAUCAGAAUGGCAGAAAAUUUGAAAACAGUGAUAGAAUUGAGCGUUGUCAUAAAUACGGAGAAACUGUGUCACAUUUCAGGUAGAAGGAAAAACAGCACAGCGGUCCGGGAGAGGCAUGGUGCAGUUGUAAGUAAACCUGCAGUGUUCUCUGGACAUCAGUCUGUCCCGUGGAGUGGGAAAUGUUCUCAUGAGAAUCUCUCUGCAACUGUGCACAGCACCAACCGACAACAACCCUCAAAUCCACAGAUUCUUUAAUGAGUAAAUGUGGUUUGCCAUAGGUGACAUAGUGCUAAACAAAACAACAACAACAACAAAAGAGGAAACAGUUUCUUUCUCUUUGGUUCAAAGAACUCCUUCAAGUAAGUUUUGUUAGUGCUGCAAUAGUGGUCACGAAUUCUUUCAAUCUGUUUUUAAUAAUAGAAAGAUUUUCUUCAUCCCUCUAUUCUGUCCGCGGUUUGGUGGGCGGAGGCAGCGGUGAGCUCCCCUUCCACGCCCUCCUAGUUUUCCAGGUCGGCUGAGACAUCCGGGAUCUUUCCAAGGGGCUCGCCUUCCUGUGUAACUCUGCCUCUUGUGUCUCUCUUGCAGCUUUCAAUGUACUUUUUUGUUUCAAAUAUUUAGAAGUUUUGGUUUCAUCUGUUUUAUGUUCUAAAUGCCUUCUCUGUCCAGAUCGGCUG